Molecule: messenger RNA, 1734 nt
Organism: Closterium sp. NIES-65
Lineage: Eukaryota; Viridiplantae; Streptophyta; Zygnematophyceae; Desmidiales; Closteriaceae
Source: the annotation of a GenBank genome assembly
AUGGAGGUGCCACUGUCUGUGGAGAUCACCGACGGGCAGCGCCUUGAGACUGAGCAGCUGCAGGAUGAGAGCAGUAUGGAUGGAGUACAGCAGAGUGGGGGGCAGGAGACAGGGGAGCAGCAGACAGGGGAGCAGCAGAUUGGAGAGCAGCAGACAGGGGAGCAGCAGAUUGGGGAGCAGCAGACAGGGGAGCCGCAGACAGGGGAGCAGGAGAUGUGGGGACUUAGAGAUGGUGGUCGUGUGUUGGUUUCUGGGACGACCACUGCACCACUGCGUCGCUCCACUCGCAUCACUCGUGGUGUCCCGCCUGUUCGAUACGCUUGGGCUGUAGUGGUUGAGCCAGCGGGCUUGGAUGACGAGGAGGAGGACGACGAGUGGACUAACCUGGACCCGGACGCAAACGCUACCAAAACUCUACCAAGUUGCUGGCGCAACAUCAUUCCCAUAGCAGAGACUCUCUCGCUAUCGCUACGCUCUCUAAUAUAUUCCUUCAUUGCUGCUGGGGGAAGUGCAGGCGUGGACGCGGCGAGUUGGGGCCGCAAGCUGCUGGAAGCGAGCGGCGGUGACCUGGACGUGGGUGGCGAGGAGGAGGAGGCGGGGGAGGCGACGGACGGGCUGGACGAGGCAGUGCGGGUGCUGCUGACGUGGAAGCAGAUCAAGAACGCGGCGAAUCAAGCGGCAAAGAGCGAGGCGGGGCAGAAGGCGGGAGGGUUGGUGAAGAAUGUGGUGAAGAAGGGCGGCAAGGAGGCGCUCACGGCUGCAGUCAACGCGUUCCGCAGUGGCAAGGGCGCCAAGGGUGCCCUGCAGGCGGGCGCUGGCUUGUUCUAUAUGCCCAGUACCUACUCUUGCACCCUCUCUUCCCUCCCCUCCCCCACAGACCCUGGAGUGACGAUCGGGAUUUUGCAAAGCAACCCACCGUUGGUGAGCCACUGGAGCGGGGGAGUCAACCUAUGGAAGCCUCCCUCACCGCUCUGCACCCUUGCAUGCUUCCUUGCCUCUCUUCCCUUCCCCGCAGCCCCUGCCAGCGGUGAUCGGGUUCCUGCAGGGAAUCACAGUGAGCCACUGGAGCUGGAGAGGAACCCCCUCAUUUCCUCAACUGCCCUUGCUCCUUUCCCCCACAGCCGCUGCCUGCCAGUGAUGGUUGGGUUCCUGCAGGGCAGCCCGGUGAGCCACUGGGAGUGGGGGAGUCAACCUGUGACAUACGCCCUCAUUGCUUUACACACCUUCUCCCCAUUCUUCCCCCUCCCCCACAGCCGCUGUUUUGAGACGCUCCUUCAAAAUCGUCUCCCUGGGGAGUGGAAGCCCGCUGCUGUCAAGCCAGGGAACAUUCUAGACUAUACUUCCCCUCCCCCAGACUAUACUUCCCCUCCCCCAGACUAUUCUUCCCCUUCCCCAGACUAUACUUCCCCUCCCCCAGACUAUACUUCCCCUCCCCCAGACUAUACUUCCCCUCCCCCAGACUAUACUUCCCCUCCCCCAGACUAUACUUCCCCUCCCCCAGACUAUACUUCCCCUCCCCCAGACUAUACUUUCCCUGCCCCAGACUAUACUUCCCCUCCCCCAGAGACGCACGACGUGCAGCGCUUCAAGAAUACAUUUGCCUUCAAGGCCUGCGCCUUCUUCAACGCCGUGCCGCUCACCUCCACCUCGCAGUUCGGCAUGCGUCUCUUCCAAGUCAAGCCCGCCCAUGCCGGCAAGAUGCUCUUCUUUGGGAGCAGUGUGGGCAAGGACUGA